GUGUCAGCGUUACAACGAUUGACGUCGAUCCCGAAGGUAAGAUGAAAAUUGAGGACAUCGAGAAGGCGAUUCGAGUGCGCGAUGUCCACAUGCCAAACACGCGUCUGAUUUGCCUCGAAACCACCCACAACUAUUCGGGAGGGCGAGCUCUGCCCAUGGAAUAUAUCACAUCGGUUCGAGAACUGGCUUCAAAAUAUGGUCUAAUUCGUUCACACAUCGACGGAGAUCGCAUCUACAACGCUUCCUUAGCUCUGGGAUUUG
Molecule: messenger RNA, 261 nt
Organism: Ostertagia ostertagi
Lineage: Eukaryota; Metazoa; Nematoda; Chromadorea; Rhabditida; Trichostrongylidae
Source: the annotation of a GenBank genome assembly